CCCAAAAUCCUUUUUUGUUUGCAAAGGAAGGACAAAAUUAAAAAAAAAAAACGGCACUUUUACCAAUCGCACCGGGUCCGGAGCAACAAAUGUGGCGGCGAAACCCAUUUCAGGAAAAUGCGGACUCUGAUCAGAGCAUUUCCGACGAGGAGGAUUUCAACGAUGAUUUUCGAGAAAAAUGCGUUUCCUUAGGCGACCGCUUAGAAAAAGAGAAGGAGGAAGGAUUACAACUUCAAUCAAGACUGGAAACACUUAAAGAAAAAUGUGAUAACAACCGAUCGCAUAAUCAGGAACAUUCAAGUUUUUAUCUUGAAGAGGAUGUUGAAGUGCCUGACUCCCCCAAUGAGAGUGGCUGCGUCCUCUCUAGGAAGAUAUGUACUCAAGUUUCCAAUGAGGAACUUGUCUCUGAUGGUGAGGGGAAUGCCAUGCGCCCAAAAUUUUCAGCUGCUUCUGAUGCUAAAAGAUCUAAUCAUAACUAUGGAACUGGCGAGCAAGAUGGAGGAAAUGCAUGGUCUAUGGUAACUAAAGAAGCUGAGGCACUAAUCCAUUUGGACAAAAAUGUUUCAAGCUUUUCAUCUCCUUUUACUUGCCUCAAAAUGGACAAAUCUUGUAAAGGUGCCAAAGGCAAAAUGAGGCCUAGAUUUUCAUUUGGUUUCCAACCACGUAAAGGAGUUUCAUGGCCUGCAAUUUCAAAUAUUGAAAAUGAUGUGUCAACAAAGGCUGGUGAAGUGCCUGAAAGAUUGAAGGCCUCUAAUCAUGGAACCAUAGAUCAUUCAAUGGCUGAGUUUCUUGAAGAUUUCAAUGGAAAAGAAGAAAAGCAGUUAGAGAUUAUUCCUACUGAUGUAGAAUGUCUUGGUCAUAGAUUUAUUGAGCAUUCAAUGGCUGAGCUUUUGGAUGACCUUCAGGAUAAUUCCAGUCUUCUAAGAGGAAAUUCUAAAAUGCAUAGCAGAGCAAGAGGAAAAAGGACAAAAGCUGCUCUCAAAAGAAGUAUAUGUUCUCUGGGUGAUAGAACCAUUGAAAGUGGAGACCUCCAUGAGCCCUUCAGUGAUGGAUCAUCAAGCAAUGACGAGGCUGAAUACCAAAAUCUGGAACUUACUACCCCUGAGAUGAAGAAGCAAACUAUUUCAGAUAAGUUUCAGGAAGCCUUAGGUGCCACCUCCUUGAGUGAUGAAGGGGCCUUUAUUGCUGGACCUAAAGCAUUGAGCAUUGGACUAUUUGGGAAGUUACAGCAGGUCAUGCAUCGUGAAAAGGAGACAGAUACGCAUUUCCUGAAGAAGUUGCAGAAUGGAGCUAGCCUUAAAAAUGAACCAAGCUGCAUCACUGUGAAAAUUGUGUCAAGACAUUUGGAUGCAAAGCUGACAGUCUGUUAUUGCUCUUUUGUUAAGACUGUAGAGAAUUUUUGGCAGCCAGAGAGCCCCAAAAUAUUGGAAAAUGAAGGACGAAAAGGAACAGUUAUUUUCAAUCAGAGGAUAUGCAGCAAUGUUGACCUUGAAAUUGGAAACUUGAUCUGCAUUCACCCCCCAUGGAAGGAAGUUGACGACAUGGAUCGUGGUGACAAAAUCAUUUUAUGUACAUAUUUCUCUGAUAUUUCAGUGUAACUAGUUUGGGCUUGGCUAGAAGGAAAGGACUGUUUACAUCAUUCCUUGGACUCUUGGACAAGGUCAUAUGAUUGGUUGAAACUAUCCAAGAACCAUGCAAAUCUGUGUAAAAAGUCCGACCUACUUAUCUGAAUAUUGAUUUGUUUGUUUCAUCUGGUUGUAACAUUAGAAUUUAUUUGAGCAUGCACCAGUUAUUAAGAAGUUUUUAUUGUACGAUAUAGAAUUUAAAGAAACAGAAGUUUCUUGUUAACUAAUUUUAUUUCCUAAUU
Molecule: messenger RNA, 1867 nt
Organism: Durio zibethinus
Lineage: Eukaryota; Viridiplantae; Streptophyta; Magnoliopsida; Malvales; Malvaceae
Product: kinetochore protein
Source: RefSeq, a predicted model, not a curated record